CUCAGUCAAACACACCCUUCCGACAAAAAAAAAAAAAAACACACCCUUACAUCCACCAUAACAACAGAUAAAACCACCUCCUUGGCUCCUUAUAUCUCAUUUGCUCCUCUCUUUUUGGGCCAAUUCUCUAUCUCUUCUUUUCCUCUUCCACCCAUCCUCCCCACCACUACCGCCACCACGGCACGACACCACCCUCGCCAUUCUCGAUAUCAUCACACAUCAACCACCGUACAAUCCGAUACAUAUUCAUCAUAUAUACUAGGUGGUGGUUGUUGCUGUUGUUGUUGUUGUACAUCAUCGAACAACAUAUAUACACAAUCAACAACAUCAUGGUUGAUCAAAUAAAACAACUAAGAGAAAUAUUUACGCGAUUCGACAUGGACUCAGACGGCAGCAUAACAAUCCUAGAGCUAGCAGCAUUGCUAAGGUCCCUAGGCCUUAAACCAUCAGGAGACCAGCUAGAAGUAAUGCUAGCCUCCAUGGACUCUAACGGUAACGGUUCCAUCGAGUUUGACGAGUUAUUAAGCGCAAUCUUGCCUGAUAUGAAAGAAGAGAUAUUUAUAAAUCAAGGGCAGUUGUUAGAAGUGUUCAGUAUAUUCGACCGCGACGGUAAUGGUGUCAUUACAGCUGCAGAGCUAGCAGGAGCUAUGGCUAAGAUGGGUCAGCCUUUGACAUACAGAGAGUUGACAGAGAUGAUCAACGAGGCCGAUGCUAAUGGAGAUGGUGUUAUUAGUUUUCAUGAGUUUGCUUCUAUUAUGGCUAAAUCUGCUGCUACUUUUCUUGGCCUUCCUAUCUCAUAAUUUAGAGAUUUAUCAGUCAGAUUUAUGUAAACUAAUUGGUUUGUUGAUUAACUGAUACGUUUUUUUUAA
Spinacia oleracea (spinach) is the source of this 869-nucleotide messenger RNA. Its product is annotated as probable calcium-binding protein CML15. The transcript has a single exon. Gene Ontology annotation, molecular function: calcium ion binding. NCBI's taxonomy places the organism in Eukaryota, Viridiplantae, Streptophyta, Magnoliopsida, Caryophyllales, Amaranthaceae. Gene Ontology annotation, cellular component: myosin II complex. The record is from RefSeq and is a predicted model, not a curated record. The coding region runs from base 330 to 800 and encodes 156 amino acids.